GGCAGAUCGGGAGCGGCGCAGAGAAAUUUCCUUACUAGAUGACAUUUCAUCGCAAUGUCCGAUCGUUUGGGGCAAAUAACCAAGGGAAAGGAUGGGAAAAGCAAGUACUCGACUCUCAGCCUGUUUGAUAAGUAUAAAGGAAAGUCAAUAGAAGCUAUCAGAACUACAGUUAUUCCUAGACAUGGCUUACAGAGUCUUGGGAAAGUUGCUGCUGCCCGGCGCAUGCCACCUCCUGCAAACUUGCCUAGCUUGAAGUCUGAGAACAAAGGAAACGACCCCAACAUCAUUAUAGUACCCAAGGACGGUACAGGAUGGGCAAACAAGCAGGAUCAGCCAGACCAAAAGAGUUCCAGUGCGACAGCUGCACAGCUGCAGGAGUCGCUGCCGCAGCAGGGUUUGCAGAAAUCUGUCUCCAAUUUACAGAAGCCGACACAGUCAAUCAGUCAGGAGAGUACAAAUUCAGUGCCAGGUGGACCAAAGUCAUGGGCACAGCUGAAUGGAAAGCCAGCAGGACAAGAAGGUGGUUCAAGGGCCUCAAGCCGACUGUUAUCCUUCUCUCCCGAGGAAUUUCCGACGCUGAAAGCAGCUGGCGAGCAGGACAAGGUUGGCAAAGAAAAGGGCGCCUUAGAUCUGUCGUAUGGGCCAGGACCAAGCCUCCGCCCCCAGAAUGUCACCAGUUGGAGGGAGGGCGGUGGGAGGAACAUAACCUCUGCCACAUCUCUGACCGCCUCCCCUGCUGAGCUGGGCAGCAAGACCUCUAGCACUGGAGAUGGAGCCCCCUCCUCAGUGAGCGCCAGCGAUCUGAAGGAGCCGUCUCUCCGCCCAGCUCAGCCUGUCCGCAAAGGGGCUUCACAGUUCAUGGGAAAUGUCUACCAACCACCUACAUACCAUGACAUGCUACCUGCUUUUAUGUGUCCACAACAGCCAUCUGAGACCCCCGCACCGCUGGACCGAGGGUCUUUCCCCCUUCCUCAGCUUCGACUUGAGCCCCGGGUACCUUUCAGACAGUGCCAGAUGAAUGACCCAGAUGGAAAAGAGAACAGGCUCAGUCUGUCUCGCCCAACACGUCCAGUUCGACAGCAAGUAGAGAGGGCACCUCGGCCCACCAUCAUCAAUGCAGAGAACCUAAAGGGGCUGGAUGAACUAGACACUGACGCAGAUGAUGGAUGGGCAGGCAUUCAUGAUGAAGUGGAUUAUUCUGAGAAAUUGAAGUUUAGUGAAGAUGAAGAAGAGGAAGAAACUCUUAAAGAUGGACGACAGAAGUGGAACAGCUGGGAUCCCAGAAGGCAGCGACAGUUGUCCCUGAGCUCUGCAGACAGUGCAGAUGUCAAACACACCUCGGAGGAAGGAAAGAAUUGGGGUGACUCAGUUGGCUUGUCCCGGUCAGUCCGGAAAGUGCAGGAUUCACAGCAGCCUCCAAGGAAGCUGAAUGGGUGGAGCUCUGCGUCUGAAUACCAGAAGCCCACACUGGGAAGUACUCUCAGACAGCAGUCCCUCGAGGAUAAAGAAGAAAAGGUGCCACUGAGACAGAAGUUUGUGCACUCUGAGAUCUCCGAGGCUGUUGAGAGAGCCAGGAGGCGGCGGGAGGAGGAGGAGCGGCGAGCCAGGGAGGAGCGGCUGGCAGCCUGUGCUGCAAAGCUGAAGCAACUUGAUCAGAAAUGCAAACUGGCCCAGAAGAGUGGGGAGACCCAGAAACACACAGAGAAUGAAGACCUGCGACCCCCAAGCACAGAGAAGAAUGCUGUGCAAGAAAAUGGUCAUGCUUUCCGUAGAGCAACGCCUGAGUUUCACACACAGGAUGUCUCUGGCUAUCUGGAAGAGGAGACUCCUGCCCCAGCAGCAGCAGCCCAAAGCAGCAGUGAGGAGGAGCUUAGAGAAGCUGCCUCCCCAGCACAAGAAUUCAGCAAAUACCAGAAGUCUCUUCCCCCACGAUUCCAGAGGCAGCAGCAACAGCAGCAGGAGCAGCUGUACAAGAUGCAGCACUGGCAGCAGCAGCAGCAAGUCUACCCUCCCCCAUCCCAUUCCCAUCCCCAACGGACGUUCUACCCGCCGCAUCCCCAGAUGCUUGGCUUUGAUCCUCGCUGGAUGAUGAUGCCCUCUUACAUGGACCCUCGCAUGGCCCAGAGUCGCACUCCUGUGGAUUUCUACCCUUCAGCCCUUCACCCUUCAGGAAUUAUGAAGCCCAUGAUUCAGCAGAAAUGUCGGUCUGAAGAUCAGAACAGUCAGGCGGGGCAGGCAGAAAGGAAAACUGCUCCCUUGGACCCUGUGCCAGUGUGGGGCCAGGAGAGCUACGCGUCUCUGCAGAGCAAAGGGUACCCCCUGUCACAUCAAAAACAGGCUGACAACGUGACUGUGGAGGGGCUGCAUGCCAGGAAUGACAGUUACUCGGCUUCUCCUGGAAGGCCGGAGAGUCUGAGCACCCAGCGAGAUCUCUUUGAGGAGAGAGGGGAGGAGUACUUGAAUGCUUUCGACAAGAAGGCCCAAGCAGACUUUGACAGCUGCCUGUCUUCUCAGAGGAUUGGACAAGAUCUCCUGUUUCAGCAUCAGGAGACCGUGCAGGAAACCUGUCCGGCUGGCAACCGCCAUGCAAACUUGAGGUGUUCGCCCCUGGAGCCUGAUUUUAUCCAAGCAGAGAAGAAGCCUGAAUAUAAUGGCUGGGAUAUCAGCCACCAUCAGAAACCUGCAGAGGCUGCAGCGGAAGUUGCUGAAGAAGUGUCCAGGGAUGAGCAGUCAUUCAGUGCUGACCCAUGGAAGAAAGAAGGAGCUAAUACCAAACAGCCCACUGAAGAAACAACAGAGUGGGCUCCUGAGAACCGGAACACCAGUGGUCAGCACCAGGAGCAAAUGGGGAGGUCGCGGCGAUCAGGCCCAAUUAAAAAACCAGUGCUGAAAGCCCUCAAGGUGGAAGAGAAGGAGAAGGAGAUGGAGAAGGUUAAACUGGAGGGAGAGGACACCUCGCACCCACUGAAGGAGAAGGCAGCUGUUCAGAAAGCAGAAAAUGAGUCAGAUGAUUCUGCAUCCUUACUGAACUCCACACGUUACUUGCUAGAUGAGAAAGGUUCUUCCCAAGCCAGUCUUGCCCGAGAGGCUGAGAAAUCCCAAGAGGAAGAGGAGGAGGAAGAGAAGCCAGAAAGAACCUGGGAGAACAAACUAUCCAGAGAGUCUGGUGAUCUCCCUCCCACAAAAAGAAACAACUGGAUCUUCAUUGAUGAGGAACAAGCCUUUGGUGGGAGAGGUCAAGGGCGUGGGCGAGGGAGAGGCUUCAGAGAGUUCACUUUCAGAGGCCGAGGCACUGUUGUGGGCAACCGGGGAGUCUAUAACAACCAGCGGAGCAGCCGAGGGCGAGGGAUUCGGGAGUUCAGCCAGCCGGAGGACUUCCCCAGAGGCAAGCCAAGGCGCCGGAUUGCAAGUGAGACACACAGUGAAGGGUCAGAAUAUGAGGAGCUCCCCAAGCGGCGCCGGCAGAGGGGCUCGGAAAACAGCAAUGAAGGCUCUGUGCUGGACAGGGAGGACAGUGAUUUGAAAAAGGGAGACUUCAAAGAGUCUUGGAGGUCCAACAAAAUCUAUUCAGAUGAUCACAGUAGUCUGGAUCCUAAGAUGAGGGCUCCAAGAGCUUUUGGGAGAUCACUGCCACCAAGACUGAGCAACUCUGGCUAUGGGCGAAGGGGUUUCAUGGGGAAGGAGCCCACCCAGUGGCAAGGCAGGAGUGGGGGAGCAGGGUGGCAGGAGUACAGCCACACCUCUCCAUCGGAUACUUUUGGGAGCAGGCAGCAGUCUGACAGGGACUACAUUCAGGAUUCUUAUAAACACGUGGAUUCCUUCUCCAGCCGGGUUUUUGAUGAGAGUCAUCUGGAUGACAAAAGGCCCUUUUUCCAGGAGGAUUACUUGGCAGAUCAGGAGAACAUAGAGAACAGGCCAUUCAGAAGGCGGCGUCCCCCCCGCCAAGACAAGCCCCCACGAUUCAGGCGCCUCAGGCAAGAGAGGGAAUCGGUUGGCCAGUGGAACCCUGAGGAUGGAGGCCCCAACCUGCUGCCUAGCCAGUGGCCUGGAAGAUCCAAGCUGACCACUGCAGAGAAGAGCAGCAUCUCAGGCAGACGGUCUCCUGAGCUGUCCUACCAGAACUCAUCGGACCAUGCCAACGAGGAGUGGGAGACAGCAUCUGAAAGCAGUGACUUCAGCGAGCGGCGGGAGAGGCGAGAUGGAGUUUCCGAGAGCGAAGGCCAGCUGGAAGGUGGCCUCGGGAGUGGGAGCGUGGGAGAGAAGAGGGAGCUGGCGAAGAGGAGCUUCUCAAGCCAGAGGCCGCUUGUUGACAGGCAGAGCCGCAAGGCCGAGCCAGCAGGGUUUGUGGAGCAGUCUGUCAGGACUGGUGUAGGAGCAGCUUCCAGAUAUGAGAGCCAGCAGAAUGGGACCCUGAUAAAAAGCAAAAGAUCUCCAGAAGAAGGAGGGGGCCUUGGCAACACCAGUGGUGGGAGCAGCCACUCCAUUUACAGCUUGGAUAGGGCUUCCCAUGCCAACUUGGAAAGUGCUGAGGGGCUAGGUAAAAAGCUAGAGAAGGAGCCCAAAUCCACCGCGCAAAGAGCAAGCGAGAAGGGAGAGGCCUUGUCACAGUUUGAACUGAGUUAUGGAAGUACCAUCAUCGAUAAUCGGGUGUCAAACACAGCAGAAGAGAAUGAAGUAGGUUCUAUGGCAGGUGAAGGCUUCAUUGAGGUUCUUACUAAAAAGCAGCGCCGUUUGCUGGAAGAGGAGCGAAGGAAGAAGGAACAGGCUGCUCAGGCACCAGCUAAGGCCCGCGUCCUUCAGUCUCGCAUUCCUCCUCGAUUUGCUAAGAAGCAGAACAGCUUGUGCUUGGAGCAAAGCGAUGUAACAGUUUCUGGAAACAGCCUGGGCACAGAGAUCUGGGAGAGCAACAGCCCAGCUCUUUCUGUUCAGUCUCCUGGCAGUGAUUCCUGGAGCAAGCCUGUAAAUACUUUUAACAGUACUGAAUCCAGCACCACUGAGCAGGGUUUUAAAGGCAGCCAGGGGGAUAGUGGCAUUGACUUGAGCGCAGAGUCUCGGGAAUCCUCCGCUACCUCCUCUCAGCGCAGUUCUCCAUAUGGCACCCUCAAACCAGAGGAGAUGAAUGGGGCUGGCCUGGUGGACCCAAAGCCUGACUGCCAGAAGGAGCAAGUGCAGAAGCAGUCUGAUAAAAAGGAUUCAGAUCAAGGCUCAGGACAGAACAAGGAACACAAGCCUGGACCAAUCGGCAACGAACGCUCCCUGAAAAACAGAAAGGGUUCGGAGGGAACGGAACGGCUGGAAGGGAAUAUUCCCCCUGUUAAUGGGGUGGAAAUUCACGUGGAUUCUGUACUUCCUGUGCCACCCAUUGAAUUUGGAGUAAAUCCUAAAGACUCUGACUUCAGCUUGCCACCUGGUUCUGCCUCUGGCACUGCAGCUAACUCUGUUACCAAAUUGCAGGAUGCCUUGGCCAGUAAUGCAGGGUUAGCGCAGUCCAUUCCCAUUCUGCGAAGAGAUCAUCACCUCCAGCGGUGCAUUGGCCUGAACCCAAUGUCCUUCCCCACUGCAGACCUUACUCUUAAGAUGGAGUCUGCUCGUAAAGCUUGGGAAAACUCUCCUAGUUUACCAGAACAGAACUCCCCAGGAGGCGCAGGCUCAGGCAUCCAGCCUCCUUCCAGUGUUGGAGCUUCCAAUGGUGUCAGCUACAGCUCUUUUGGUGGAGUUUCUAUGCCUCCUAUGCCUGUGGCGUCCGUAGCACCUUCUGCAUCUAUUCCAGGUAACCAUAUUCCACCCCUCUAUCUGGAUGGCCAUGUGUUUGCAAGUCAGCCCCGCCUGGUCCCUCAGACGAUACCUCAGCAGCAGAGCUACCAACAGGCUGCUGCUGCUCAACAGAUUCCCAUUUCUCUCCACACAUCCUUACAGGCCCAAGCUCAGCUUGGGCUGAGGGGUGGUCUGCCUGUUUCCCAGUCCCAGGAGAUGUACAGCUCCAUACAGCCCUUCAGGUCUCAAGUGUAUAUGCACCCCAGUCUGUCUCAGCCCAGCACCAUGGUCCUGACAGGAGGCACUGCUAUGAAGCCUCCGUAUUCUGCCUUCCCGGGCAUGCAGCCCUUGGAGGUGGUGAAAACCCAGUCCGGGUCCCCCUAUCAGCCCAUGAAUGGAAGCCAGACACUGGUUUAUGAAGGCCAGAUAAACCAGGCAGCUGGUAUGGGAGCCUCCCAGAUGAUGGAUUCUCAGCUUACACAGUUAACAAUGCCUGUGCCUGGCUCCCAGCUUCCUCUGCCCCGCUACGGCUCUGGCCAGCAGCCCCUGAUUCUACCACAGUCCAUCCAGCUUCCUCAGGGGCAAAACCUGCCUGUAGGAGCUCCCCGAAGAAUCCUCCCUCCUGGAUCCCAGCCUUCUGUUCUUGCUACCAGCAGGGAGUCCUCCCAAAUGGAAAUGAAAGGGUUUCAUUUCUCCGAUGGUAAACCGAAUAUGUCCUCUGGAGGGUCUGUACCAUCACCACACACGUACAGGCCUAGCUCUGCCAGCCCAAGCGGGAAGCCAUCUGGACCAGCAGUUAAUAUGGGCUCUGUGCAAGGACACUAUGUACAACAGGCAAAGCAGCGGGUGGAUGAAAAUAAAGCCAAUCUGGGAGCAGUAAAGCUGCAAGAAACAGCCUCCACAAACCAGAUGAAGCCAGUGCGCACGGGAGCGAUUAAACCUCAGGCAGUCAAAGUGGAGGAAAGCAAGGCCUAGGAGUACAUCCGAUGCCCAGCUGGUCCUGUUGCCCGAGAGGCACUGCAGCUUAGACUGGACCCCACUGGAUCUCCUGAAAAUCACACCAGAUCUGCUUCCUGCCCCACAUUGACUGACUACAGUGACAUCAUCCAAGCCCCUCUCCCAACAAAGCAGUUUGAAACAGUGGAUAUGACAUUGACCUGCUUGCUUUAAAACAAACCAACCAUGUGACUUAAGUG
Molecule: messenger RNA, 6950 nt
Organism: Balearica regulorum gibbericeps (East African grey crowned-crane)
Lineage: Eukaryota; Metazoa; Chordata; Aves; Gruiformes; Gruidae
Source: RefSeq, a predicted model, not a curated record